Messenger RNA from Stegostoma tigrinum, 3864 nucleotides. RefSeq names its product Sad1 and UNC84 domain containing 2 (gene sun2). The record is from RefSeq and is a predicted model, not a curated record. The transcript has 19 exons. Gene Ontology annotation, biological process: nuclear envelope organization. The coding region runs from base 627 to 2819 and encodes 730 amino acids. NCBI's taxonomy places the organism in Eukaryota, Metazoa, Chordata, Chondrichthyes, Orectolobiformes, Stegostomatidae. Gene Ontology annotation, molecular function: protein-membrane adaptor activity. Gene Ontology annotation, cellular component: nuclear envelope; meiotic nuclear membrane microtubule tethering complex.
UGUGUCCCUGCGCUCAUUGUCGUUUCGUUCCGGUCCUUACUUAGCCCAGGAGGCUGCUGUCUGAGUCGGUGGGUUCCAGCGCAGCGGAUGGUCAUCUGUCCUGUGUGGAGCUAAACAUCAACCUGAGGACGGGAACUUGGCGGAUGGAGGAAUCAUAUCUGUGACAGACACUCCUAUCCGGAGCCUGUUGGCCCACUCUUGCGGCCGCUCCUUGAUAUGAUUACUUUAACUGACAUAAAACGCAGGCCUUGUGCUGUUGUAUUCUGUUCCCCUUAGAAGGAGAAGCCUGCGAUGUCAGCUACAAAUUUGUUCCUGGAAACGAGGAAUGAGCUAAGUACCUGGGUUUCAGAGCACACAGUUUCGCUGGUUGGAAAUCCCUGGUUUAUCUGCUCCCCUUUUGCAAAGACAGUGCGCCAAAUCUACAUUGUGCACCGUUAAUAAGCAUUCUGAGGGCUGUGACAUUUGCAAUCCUCCAGCUUUCUGGCACCAUUUUGAAGGAGGAUUGGAAAAUUCUGUCAAGGGCCCCUGGAAUUUCCACUAAACUUGCCUCAUUGACUUGGAUGCAUCAACUUCACAUGGUUUGAGUUAUCGACCCUUGGUGUGAGAAUAUACAAACUCCCCAGAGGAUGUCGCGGCGUAGCACACGUCUUGCAACAAGUGGUUAUUAUCAAGAUGAUGAUGAUGCCUCAAGCAGCAGUGGUGGAUCUGUUACCGGGAGUGUUGUGUCCUACAAGGAGAGCGCUGUCAGGAUAUUCAAGAAAAAGCCAAUUGCUAAACGUUCAGGGCUCACACCACGCAGUACACCCGUGCCCAGCAUGAAACGCUCAAUAUCUAACAGCUCAGUCAAUAGUCAGUGCAGCCUUGCCAGUCACAUCAGCAAUGCAUCUAUGCUGAACACCACACUGGCUCAACAGAUAAAUCAUGAGUCUUACUGGCAGGAGCCUGAGGCAGAGCCUGACGCCGAGCCCAUUGGUGGUGACCCACCUGGCGCCGAGGACAAUUAUGAGAGGCUGUCUGCAGUGGUAAGGAGACCAAAUGGCUACAAGAGCAGUAUUCUGUCAGCUCCACCUUCCUCUGAUAUCUACACAUCAUCCACUUCUGGAUACUCCUCUGAAGAUGAGCAGCUGGGCUCUGUAUAUUCAGCACCAGCUUCUCCCAUUGCUAAGCUAUGGAACUGGAUCUUUGUGCUCUCUCCAGGGAAAGCUUUUUCCAUGGUGUACUGGUGGCUUGGUACAGCCUGGUAUCAAUUAACAACUGCAGCUUCCUUGCUUGAUGUCUAUACGCUGUCUAGGUGUGUCCCCAGUGUGAAGAAGUGGUUACUGUUGGGUCUGCUGAUUCUGCUUGGUUUAUUGGGUGCUUGGCUCUUAAUAUUCAGAAUGCCACGGCCUCGAGCUGAGAUGACAGGAAAAAUAGAAAGAGAAACUUCAAAAUGGUCGGCUUGGCCAGAGAAGCUGGCGGCUCCUACAUUGGAUCUGUCUUUACAGUCUCGUGUGCAGAAAAUGGAACAGCAGUUGGCACAACUGGCUUCAAACGUUCAUACUCGGUUACAACAAGACAGUGAACCCAAUCAGCGAGUACAGCCGGUAGCUGAAAGGGAAAAUGUCCCAGUUGUACCUCCACUUACUCGGGAGGAGGUGAUCAAACUGCUUGAAGAGUAUGCCCGUCAACAAGAGAUGGGGCAAGAUGAGCGGUCGAAUGAUUCAAUCUUGAGGAUUCAGAGUGAUCUAGCCAAUAUCCAGCAACAACAGGAUAUGCGAAUGGAGCAGCUGCUGCUAAAGGUUAAUAGCCAAACUGAGGAGAUGUUCAGAGAAAUAAAGGAAGCAAAGUCUGCUUUUGUAAGUAAUGCGAAUGAUGAGCAGCAAACACUCCUGUCCGCACUGAACCAACUGGAAGAGCAGCUCGGCCAAACCCAGCUUGAGUUGAUGGACAUACGUACUGCACAAAGGGACAUGACAUUAAACAUGGAAGCAUUGAGUAGCAAGCUUGAAAGUGUGAAGGACAUUGCGGAGUCAGAUAUGGUCCAAUUGAUCCACAGGAUGCUCUUUGGUUCAUCACAGGACAAGACACAUGCAUCUUCAGAGCAAGCACUAAUAUCACAGUUUGUCCGUCGUGAAGAUCUGGAAGCCCUACUUCGUGACUUAGAGAAAAAGAUCCUUGCUGAUCUUUCACAAAAUCACAGCCAAACAACAGAGCUGAACUCAGUCAAUGUCAGAGCCAUGUUAGCUGGAGCAGCAAUUACAAAGGAAGUUGAGAAUAUUGUGCAACGAGCCUUGAAACUGUAUAGUGCCGAUCAGAUAGGAAUGGUGGACUAUGCACUGGAGUCUGCUGGUGCCAGUGUAAUCAGCACACGCUGCUCUGAGACAUUUGAGACCAAGACAGCUCUACUUAGCUUGUUUGGAGUUCCACUCUGGUACUAUUCUCAGUCUCCAAGAGCUGUGAUUCAGCCAGAUGUUCAUCCAGGGAACUGUUGGGCAUUUAAAGGCUCCCAAGGAUUUGUUGUCAUCCAGCUUGCUGCUCGGAUCUCACCAACCUCCUUUACUCUUGAGCACAUUCCAAAGUCUGUUGCUCUCCAUGGAUCAAUCAGCAGUGCACCACGUGACUUCUCUGUUUAUGGCCUGGAUGAUGGGAUUCGAGAAGAAGGGCUUCUAUUAGGACAUUACAUAUAUGACCAGGAUGGGGACUCAAUACAGACAUUUCAAACCCAGAAUAAAGAACUUGGAACAUUUCAAGUCAUUGAGCUGAGGGUAAAUAGCAACUGGGGCCAUCCUGAAUAUACUUGCCUCUAUCGAUUCCGUGUCCAUGGAGAGCCGGUGAAGUAAUGUUGAGAGAUAGAGAACUUGCACCCUAGGAGAUGUUUGGGCAGCACUUCAAGGACCUGCUCUGUAUACUUUUUCCACACAUUUGAAGCUGCAGUACUGGAGGCCGUUCUGCCACUCAAACCUUGCUGUGUGCUUUUUGUUGUGAGUAAGGAACGAAAGCACUUUUUCUGGAAAAUAACUAAGGUAUUUGGAACUAGAAAAUAUCGAAAAGAAACUUUUUGUCUCCAUUUCGGGAUUGUAUUUCCAGUUUUCCAGUUUAUUACCCGAGAUGUGAAUAAAUCGGCAAAGAAUGGAUGGAUGAAAUCUGCUGGAUGGACACUCUUCCCUUUAACAAGACACCGUUCACAUGCCCAUCUGUUCAUCUUAAUGGCAAAGUCCAAGCACCCACCCACAUUAUGGACUCUGGGAUACAUUGAGAAAGUCUAAACUAUGUUCUGGUAUUGCAAGUAAUCUAGAUACUCAAACUUUAAUUCCAUACGUUUAAUUCAAAGUUCAGUUCUUUACAACUACAACUAUAAAAUAGGAUGGCAAACAAGACAACUCUGUUUCUUAUGAAAGCUACCAGCCUUUAAAUCUGGUGAAAAGACCACAAGCUCCCACAGUGUAUAAUAGAUGCAAAUGAUGAUGUUUGUGUUUGUUUGAGACACAGUUACCCUGUACAUCUGACUGCCACCCCAUCCGUUGCAUCCCUCACCUCCAAACAUGCCCCAUAAACCCCUCACACAUAUGUUCUGCUAUCAGGAUAGAGAGAAGCAGGUGUUGCCUCCCAGGAAUAUAAUGUUGAUAUCGGCUAAGCAUACUUUAGGUUACUACAGGUCCGAUCAUGUCCAGUUGCACAAUUAUUUCUCAGGACUAAUGUGAUUUAAGAUGAUUAAUUGGCAGAGAGCUGAAUUUAUAACAAAAAUAAGCAUUCUGUCCAUUAAGCUCUUUAACUGGAAAUGUAAUGCAAGCGAGUUUUGAGAAGAUUUGUAGCUCGGGUUGAAGUUCUGGAUGUGAGUUUGCUCGCUGAGCUGGAAGGUUUGUUUUCAGAGGUUUCGUCACCAUU